Messenger RNA from Pocillopora verrucosa, 1583 nucleotides. Its product is annotated as glyoxylate reductase/hydroxypyruvate reductase. Lineage: Eukaryota; Metazoa; Cnidaria; Anthozoa; Scleractinia; Pocilloporidae. Gene Ontology annotation, cellular component: cytosol. The record is from RefSeq and is a predicted model, not a curated record. Gene Ontology annotation, molecular function: hydroxypyruvate reductase [NAD(P)H] activity; hydroxypyruvate reductase (NADH) activity; NAD binding.
AAUACUGUGUCUUACAAACAUCAGAUCAUCGUUCUUCGGUUCUGUGUUUUCUUUGCUAUGUCUUACGCGCCUUUUCUUCGGCUGUGUCGUGGUUUUGUUGGCAGACAAGUUUUAGGACCGAUCUUCGCGCGAAACAUGUCAAACGGACAAAAACAAAAGGUUCUAGUUACACGAAACGUACCUCAAGCUGCUAUUGAAAUUAUCAAGUCAUCUCAGAGCUGUGAUCUGGACUAUUGGGACUCAGAAGAUCCAAUUCCAAGAGAUGAACUCCUGAAGCGAGUAGCUGGUCUUGAUGGACUUUACUGCCUUCUUACGGAAAAAAUAGAUUCUGAGUUGCUAGAUACUGCUGGACCUCAGCUGAAAGUUGUGAGCACCAUGUCAGUGGGUUAUGAUCACAUCAGUUUACCAGAAACAACGAAGAGGGGUAUUGCUGUUGGCCACACUCCAGGUGUACUAACAGAUGCUACUGCCACCCUGACUGUAGCAUUACUUCUGGCAACACAAAGAAGACUAAUUGAGGCUGCAGGAGAGGUGAAAAAUGGAGGGUGGGGAACAUGGAAACCUCUUUGGAUGUGUGGACCAACACUAACAGGCAGUACUGUUGGCAUUGUUGGAUUUGGAAGAAUUGGCAUUGCUGUGGCACAAAGACUAGCUCCAUUUGGUGUCUCUAGAUUUCUUUAUUGUGAUGUCAACAAGAAGCCCGAAAGUGUGGAAAAAUUGGUUUCACCAAAGGCAGAGCACGUUGACAUGGACACCCUGUUGAAAGAAUCCGACUUUGUGAGUGCACACACAGCUCUGACAGAUGAAACAGCAGGAAUGUUCAAUAGGAAUGUCUUUUCCAAGAUGAAAAGAAGUGCAGUGUUUAUCAAUACCAGCAGAGGAGGAGUGGUAAACCAGGAGGACUUGUAUGAAGCACUUAAGAGUGGACAAAUAUGGGGUGCUGGACUGGAUGUUACAGUUCCUGAACCUCUUCCAACAGAUCACCCGCUUUUGUCUCUAAGCAACUGCGUUAUACUUCCUCAUAUUGGCAGUGCAGAGGAAUCCACUAGAGAAGCUAUGGCAACCUUAGCCGCGAGAAAUCUCUUGGCCGGACUUGCAGGAGAAAGUUUACCCGCUCAAGCUAAAUAAGAAGCCUUUUAAUUAGCUUCCACCCAAUUCCAUCUUCAUCCAAUCCCUCUUCAGGGUAUUGUACGGAGUGUUGUGGGGUCGUGGAAUGUAAUUCGGUCUAGAGACAAAAUAUUUUUCUUACGUGUAUUCCGAGGCAAAUGCAACGCAAUUGAGGAACGUUUAUAUAGGGACUGGUGUGAGUAAUGCAGGAAAUUAAGCUUAACGAAUCGCAUACCCAUGAACCUUUACAAGAUUUCCUCUGAGCCGGUUAGGGUGUUACAUCCAGAGAACGUAAUAGCAGAGGUCUUGUGAGCGAAAUUUUGUGGAAUUUGAUGGUACAAACGACAUGAUUCUUUAAUGAAAUGCUACAGAGAAAUUUACAUUUAGUGCAAACUAUAUUUAUCUGCUAUUAAAAGUAAAUGGAUAAGUCAUGAAGUAACUGUGGAUAAAUACAAGUGACUUUAAUUUUAUUUGUA